AUGUUUUGUCAUCAGAUUAGACGUCUUUCAUGUUUUUCUCGACUAUUGCAACAUGCAGAGUCGCACACCACACUUUCAGGGCUUCCGCAAUUACACCCACUCUUGGUCCGUCGAGCGCACCUGUUGCAAGAAGAACAAGCACAGUUGAGCUCCAAGCUAGACACAUAUGACCCCGAAUUGCAAAUCACAUAUGACCGAAAUUCACACGUGUUGAAAACAUACGAUGAAUUCAGUAGAAUUUUACUGGAGAUCCGCGAACUAUCAACUAUAAGGGAUCCAGACUUGAUUUCGGAGGCGCAGGAAGAGUUGCAGGAAUUGGUGCCAAAGUAUACAUCAAUCAUUGAAGAGUUGAACAAUAAACUAUUGCCACCCGUGAAGUAUGCCGAGUGUGGUUGCAUGAUUGAGCUAAGACCGGGUGUUGGUGGGAAUGAGGCGAGUUUGUUUACUGACGAUUUGAUGCAAAUGUAUCUCAAUUUCGCCAGUAUUCAGAGUUGGCCCGCACUGGUUAUUUCGAGGUCUACCAACUCUUCGGGGUUUGUGAAUGAAAUCAUAUUGAGUAUAAACCAGCCAGGAGCGUAUGAUGUGUUGAGGCAUGAAAGUGGAGUGCAUAGAGUUCAAAGGAUUCCCGAGACUGAAAAUAAGGGUAGGGUACAUACAUCAACUUCUGCGGUCAUCAUACUUCCAAAGAUGAGUGAUGGCAACGAAAACUCAUUGCGUGCAGAUGAGAUGCAAUUCAAGCCAGGCGAAGUGAGAAUUGAUACUAUGAGAGCCGGUGGGAAGGGUGGCCAGCAUGUCAAUACCACCGACUCGGCAGUGCGAUUGGUUCACAUUCCUACUGGGAUAAUGGUUAUGCAGCAGGAUGAGCGGUCACAGCCACAGAACAAGGCCAAGGCAUUUGCCAUUCUUCGUGCUAGAUUGGCUGAAAAGGAAAGGGUUGAGGAGUUGAACCGACAGAGACAGAUGCGAACGUCACAAGUUAGUUCUACUGACCGAAGUGACAAGAUCAGGACAUACAACUAUCCACAGAAUAGAGUCACAGAUCAUAGAUGCGGGUUCAGUUUGCAUGAUAUUGCGGGGUGUAUGGGUGGUAACAAAUUGAAUGAAAUAAUCGACAAGGUGAGGGAAGUAGAGUAUAAGGAAAGAUUACAAGAGAUGUUAGAGAACAGUGGUGCGAACUAG
Molecule: messenger RNA, 1179 nt
Organism: Lodderomyces elongisporus
Lineage: Eukaryota; Fungi; Ascomycota; Pichiomycetes; Serinales; Debaryomycetaceae
Exons: 1
Coding region: 1-1179 (392 amino acids)
Biological process (GO): translational termination
Molecular function (GO): translation release factor activity
Source: RefSeq, a predicted model, not a curated record